Molecule: messenger RNA, 1419 nt
Organism: Penicillium soppii
Lineage: Eukaryota; Fungi; Ascomycota; Eurotiomycetes; Eurotiales; Aspergillaceae
Product: AA9 family lytic polysaccharide monooxygenase
Exons: 1
Coding region: 1-1419 (472 amino acids)
Source: RefSeq, a predicted model, not a curated record
AUGUCUAUCUCCAAAAUUGCUGGUCUGCUUCUCAGCUCGGCUUCCAUGGUCGCUGCUCACGGUUACGUCUCCGGAGCUGUCGUUGAUGGUACCUACUACAAGGGCUUCCUCGUUGACACCUACAACUAUAUGACCGAUGUUCCCGAAAACAUUGGAUGGGCCGAAAAAGCCACAGACAAUGGCUUCGUCGAUGGCUCUUCAUACUCUAGCGGAGAUAUCAUUUGCCACAAGGAUGCGACUCCUGGCGCCAUUUCCGCCGAGGUCAAGGCCGGUGGCAAGGUUGAGCUGCAGUGGACUGCCUGGCCUGAGAGCCACCACGGUCCCGUCAUCACUUACCUCGCUAACUGCAACGGCGACUGCUCUUCCGUCGACAAGACCGCUCUCGAAUUCUUCAAGAUUGAUGAGGCCGGUCUCAUCAGUGACAGCAACGUUCCCGGCACCUGGGCCUCCGACAACCUGAUCUCCGCCAACAACAGCUGGACUGUCACUAUCCCCAGUGCCAUUGCCGCCGGCAACUAUGUCCUCCGUCACGAGAUUAUCGCCCUGCACUCCGCUGGCGAGUCCAACGGCGCUCAGAACUACCCCCAGUGUAUCAACCUAAAGGUCACCGGUGGUGGCAGUGAUGUCCCCAGCGGUACCCUCGGUACCAAGCUCUACACUAACACUGACCCCGGUAUCUUGGUCAACAUCUACACCGCGCUGAGCUCCUACACCAUCCCCGGUCCCGCUCUGUACUCUGGUGCCUCCUCAGGCUCUGCUACCGCCGCCGCUACCACUACUGCUGCUGCCACUGCCGCCGCUACCACUGCCGCCGCUACUACCGAAGCUGCCUUUACUGCCGCUACCACUGCCAGUGCCUCAACCGUGAGUGUUGCUCCCAGCCAGAGCCCCUCUUCGUUCUCGCACCCGCACUUUUCCCGCACCCGCACUCUCUCCCGUCCCACCCCCAGCAACACUCCCAGCGCUGCUGGCCCCUCUGCUCCUUCAUUCUCCAACCCCAGCGGAGCUGGCGCCGAGCCCACCGGCGCUCCUGCUGCCACUGAGACAGCAUAUGCCACGGAGACCGUUGAUGCCACCAAGACCGUUGAUUCUACCGUCCAGGUUACUGAUGAGCCUGUUUCGCAGACCGCUAGCGCUCCCGCUGACAGCGUGACCGUCACUGCCAGCGCCAUCGGUGGACAGUCCGCCCAGAGCUCUACCCCCGCUUCUGGUGACGACUCCUCCGCCGCCGAGGCUAGCUCCACUGCCGUUGCUGUCCCCACCCCCGCUGCCACCUCCACCUCCAGCUCUUCAAGCACCUCCGAUUACUCCGCCUACCUGAGCUCCCUGAGCGCCGACCAGCUCCUCAGCGUCAUUCGCUCCACCCUCAAGUGGCUUGUCUCUGACAACAAGGUUCACGCCCGUGACCUUUCCUCUUAA